AUGUCUGCCCACCCAACCAAUCUUUCCAUUGUCGCGGGGGCGACUGACAAUCCGCUAUGGACUAUGACUUUGGGCGAAUUGAUCGAGACCCAGGCCAAGUACUACGGAGGGCGAACCGCAGUCGUAUUUCCGUGGCAAAACAUUUCCAGGACAUACCACAGCCUGUCACUCCGAAGCAAGCUCGUCGCCAAAGCCUUGCUAGCCGCCGGGCUCCAGCAUGGAGACUGUGUAGCAAUUACUGCCGGCAACUGCUACCAAUACAUUGAGGUCUUUUUCGGCGCUGCUCGCAUUGGCUGUCCCGUGGUGGUGUUGAAUUCCACGUAUACCCCUACAGAACUACUACGAGCCGUGGCAUUUUCCGAGUGUAAAAUCAUCUUUGCCGCACAGUUUUCCGGUCCAAAGGGGGAUUUGUCCGAGCACCUCGAGCAUCUCGACAAGCAUGGUAGCGACGACGCACGGCUCGUGCUGUUCGACUCGUCAUUCAGGUCCCGGGACAACCGACUGAGCGUUGCCACAUAUGAUGACUUUGUUGGCAAAGCGGAGUUGUCUCAUGUCAGCGACUCGUUGCUUGCGGAGAAGGAAUCUCUCGUGAAAGCUGGUGAUGUGCUCAAUAUACAGUUUACGUCUGGCACAACGGGCUUACCCAAGGCCUCUAUGCUAACCCACAUGAACCUAAUCAACAACGGCAAACUUGUUGGCGACCAACUUCGACUCACCGAAAAAGAUGUAGUCUGCUGCCCUCCUCCAUUAUUCCACUGCUUCGGCCUGGUCAUGGGUGUUCUUGGCGCGUUUACCCACGGGAGCUCGAUCGUCUUUCCUUCUGCACAGUUCAACGCGGACCUGGUUCUCGACAGCAUCGAAUCGGAAUCAUGCACCGUUCUAUACGGCGUCCCGACCAUGUUCUUGGUGGAACUAGAGGUCAAUAAAAGGCGGAAGCGGGACACGUCGUCGCUUCAAAAGGCUCUAGCUGCGGGAGCGCUGGUUCCGCAAGCGGUUGUGCGCAGACUGAAGCAUGAAAUGAACCUCGAGACUGUAUUAAUCGCCUAUGGCAUGACUGAAACUAGUCCCGUCACCUUUGGCACGGGGUUCCAAGACCCGAUAGAGCAGCGCCUCACCUCGGUAGGGACCGUCUUCCCGCACACCGGUGCCAAAAUUGUCGACUCCAGAGGUCGUAUUGUGCCUCGGGGUAUUCGUGGCGAGAUUUGCACCAGCGGCUAUGCCUUGCAAAAGGGAUACUUGAAGAACGCGGAGAAGACGGCAGAGGUAAUGCGCGCGGAUUCUGAUGGUGUCGUGUGGAUGCAUACCGGUGACGAGGGUGUCAUUGACGAGCAAGGAUAUUGCCGUGUGACGGGCCGGAUUAAAGACAUGAUAAUACGAGGGGGGGAAAAUAUCAUACCGACGGAAAUUGAAGAGCGACUCCUCGCUCAUGCGUGCGUCGUGGAAGCCAGUGUCAUUGGACUACCAGACGAGAGGUACGGCGAAGCUGUGGCGUGUUUUCUUCGCCAAAAGGAGGCUUGCCCUCGGCCUGAUGAUGCUGGCAUCGCCCGCUGGGUGCAGCAGACACUCGGCCGCCAUAAAGCGCCGAGAUAUGUGUAUUGGAUCGGGGACCCUGGCGUUGGACACGACUUCCCCAAGACGGGGAGUGGAAAACAUCAGAAACAUAUCCUUCGGGAUAUCGGAACAAGGCUGUUACGCGGCAGUGUCGUAGGCAAGGGGGAUGCACUUAGAGCACGAUUAUAG
Molecule: messenger RNA, 1740 nt
Organism: Metarhizium robertsii ARSEF 23
Lineage: Eukaryota; Fungi; Ascomycota; Sordariomycetes; Hypocreales; Clavicipitaceae
Exons: 5
Coding region: 1-1740 (579 amino acids)
Biological process (GO): fatty acid metabolic process
Molecular function (GO): medium-chain fatty acid-CoA ligase activity
Source: RefSeq, a predicted model, not a curated record